This is a messenger RNA of Chroicocephalus ridibundus (black-headed gull), 1039 nucleotides long. RefSeq names its product spermatogenesis associated 46 (gene SPATA46). The transcript has 2 exons. Gene Ontology annotation, cellular component: nuclear membrane. Bases 1 to 717 code for a protein of 238 amino acids. NCBI's taxonomy places the organism in Eukaryota, Metazoa, Chordata, Aves, Charadriiformes, Laridae. The record is from RefSeq and is a predicted model, not a curated record. Gene Ontology annotation, biological process: fertilization.
AUGGGUACCAUGGUGCAGGAGCCACACACCAGCUACAUGAGGGUGAUGAAGAGCUUUGUCCUGCCCACCAUUUCCACCGGGGCCACGCCCCGCGGCACCAGGAAAAGAAGCCCAGAGGCUCCGUGCCUGCCUGGUGCCUGGACCCCCAACUCACUGCAGACCCUUUCCUCCACAGCCUCGCCAGGCAGCGAACUCCCUGCCUGUACCAUCUACCGGCCCUGGUUCUCACCGUACAGCUACUUCAUGUGUACCGAUGGAGCCACCCAGCAGCACCUGGGCAGUCUCUCCUCCAGCCUGGCUGCCAGCACCCAGGAGCCCGAGGAGCCUGAUGACCUCUCAGAGAUCAUCUGCUCCUCUUCUGGCUCCUCGGACAAGACGCAGCCCCCUGAGAGGGACAGGCCAGCCAGUGACAGAGCCAGCAUAACGGUCCGGGACAUCCUCGCUGCUUCCCCGCGGCAACUGGUGCCCCAGUGUGGCUACCAGUGCAUCUCAUGCUGCCGCGUCUUCCCCACGCUGUGGUCGCUCAAGAUCCACAUCCAGCACAGCUCCCAAGAGGGCUAUAGCUGCAAGGUGUACUACCGCAGGCUCAAGGCCCUGUGGGAGAAGGAGCACAAGGAGCAGGAGGCUGCAAGCUCCCAGGGCACCUGUGUAGCCCCGCCAGCCGGGCAGUUGCCGCAGGAGGGCACUGCUCCAUCGCUCCUGCCAGCAGCAAAAUAAAUUGUUUUAGGAGCAGCCGGCCCUGUCUGCCUGCUGCUCAUGCCUACACAACACUUCCGCCAUCAUUUCAGAGGGACUCUUCCCGAAUUUUGCUUCCCCAGCAAUCAAAAAUCUCCCUGGAAAGUGCUGCUUAGCAUCUCUGCAAGGUGCUCUGCAGAUUCCAGGAAUGCCUUGGCACCCUUGAGCUGUCAGGUCAGCCCUGAAAUGAGCCUGCCCCGUGCAGAGGCUGAAGGGGAAGGUUGAUAUCCCUCUACCCCCAGUAACACUCAAGGUACCUCGCUCUCACAGGGAGCCUGUGGCUGGCACCACAAGCAAGGGUCCU